Helianthus annuus (common sunflower) is the source of this 1886-nucleotide messenger RNA. Its product is annotated as allene oxide synthase. The transcript is spliced from 2 exons. NCBI's taxonomy places the organism in Eukaryota, Viridiplantae, Streptophyta, Magnoliopsida, Asterales, Asteraceae. Bases 69 to 1658 code for a protein of 529 amino acids. The record is from RefSeq and is a predicted model, not a curated record. Gene Ontology annotation, molecular function: monooxygenase activity; iron ion binding; heme binding. Gene Ontology annotation, biological process: sterol metabolic process; jasmonic acid biosynthetic process. Gene Ontology annotation, cellular component: chloroplast envelope; chloroplast thylakoid membrane.
UCUUCCAUCAUCAUCAUCAUCUCACAUUUAGUCAAAUAGUCAACAAACCAAAACUCAAAAAGUCAAAGAUGGCAACUUCAUCUAUACCUUUUCCAUCCCUCCACCACCGGAAUCUUGACACACCCAUUACUUUCCGGCAACGGCGACCCACCGGAGUACACCUAAUCAAAGCCACUAAAGACUCCAUCCCACCUCUCUCCGCCACCUCCGCCGACACCGCCACCACCACCACCACCACCUCCACCGCCACCAACCUCCCUCUCCGGCCAAUUCCGGGAUCCUACGGCAUUCCUUUCUACCAACCACUUAAAGACCGCUUCGAAUACUUUUACGGUCCCGGUGGCCGGGACGAAUAUUUUAAAUCCCGGGUGCAUAAAUACCAGUCAACGGUGUUCCGGGCCAACAUGCCACCCGGCCCGUUUAUCUCCAACAACCCAAACGUCGUCGUUUUACUCGACGCCAAAAGCUUUCCAACCCUUUUCGAUGUUUCUAAAGUUGAAAAGAAAGAUUUGUUCACCGGAACUUACAUGCCCUCCACCGAGCUCACCGGCGGCCACCGUGUCCUCUCCUAUCUUGACCCAUCUGAGCCCAAACACGGCCCAUUAAAAAACAUGGUGUUUUUCAUGCUCAAAUCAUCAAUCAGAAGAGUCUUGCCGGAAUUUGAAACGACUUAUAACGAACUUUUUGAUGGGCUCGAAUCCGAGUUGGCCCAAAAGGGUAAAGCCCUUUUCAACGACGCCGGUGAACAGGCCGCGUUUCGGUUUCUAGGCCGGGCGUAUUUGGAAACCAACCCGGAAGAAACCAAGAUUGGAAAAGAUGGCCCGAAGUUAAUUAGCACGUGGGUGCUAUUCAACCUGGGGCCGUUACUCCGUCUUGGGCUUCCGUGGUUCGUGGAGGAGCCGCUUCUACAUACUUUUCGGCUCCCACCCGCGCUCAUAAAGAAAAAUUAUAACAAACUUUAUGAGUUUUUUGAGUCGUUUUCAUCUCCGAUUAUUAAACAUGCCGAAUCGUUGGGGAUUUCGAAAGAGGAAGCGGUUCACAACAUUUUGUUUACAAUUUGUUUUAAUACGUUUGGAGGGAUCAAGAUUUUGUUUCCGAACACGCUUAAAUGGAUUGGUCGGGCGGGUACGAAUUUGCACACUCAAUUGGCGGCAGAGAUCCGAGGUGCGAUCAAGAAUCACGGUGGGAAGGUGACGAUGGCCGCGAUGGAGCAGAUGCCGUUGAUGAAGUCCGUAGUGUACGAGUCGCUCAGGAUCGAACCACCGGUGGCGUUGCAAUACGGGAAGGCGAAACGCGACUUGACGAUUGAGUCACACGACGCCAUUUUCAAAGUCAAAGAAGGCGAAAUGUUGUUCGGGUACCAACCAUUUGCGACCAAGGAUCCGAAAGUGUUCGACCGUCCGGAAGAAUUUGUGCCAGACCGGUUUGUCGGAGCCGGGGAGGAGCUUUUGAAGUACGUGACGUGGUCUAACGGACCGGAGACGGAAGGGCCAACGGUGGGGAACAAACAGUGUGCCGGAAAAGACUUUGUGGUGUUGAUCACUCGGUUGUUUGUUGUUGAACUUUUCCGGCGAUACGAUUCGUUCGAUAUCGAGGUCGCCGCGUCUCCUUUAGGUGCUAAAGUUACGUUAACAUCCCUCAAGAGAGCUCGUUUGUGAUUUCACGGUACCGGAAAAGAUCUCCGGCGAGGGUAUUGUAGGAAAUAUAGUUAUUAUUGUGGAUGUCCACGUGUCAAUUUUGGCGUUUAUUGGUGGGUUUAGUUUUAAAUAGCAUAUGACUUGUAUAUUUUAAUGCAUGAUGGAAUUGAAUAUAUUUUAAUCGUAUAGCGUUGGUCAGAUGUAAUAUGAUGAAAGGAAUAAUAAUCGUCUUGUCCCAUUGUUUUGACA